UGUUUUCGCCUUAGAAAUAACCAACGUCUGAUUUCUUUGCACGACUUUCAAGUGCGUUACAAUUCUGCACCCUCCCGUCGCCAAGACGUAAUUAAGUUUCGGAAGAGUAUUGCCUCAAAAUGUCAGCUCCGGCGGUAUCCAGUCCGAGUACUUCGGCGAGCCAUGCACUACCUAACCCUUCCGUUCCCGAAACUCUGAGUGCCACCCCGUCAGCUCAAUCGAGCAACGUGACAGCCUCACCUAACUCUUUAACCUCGCCGACCCUCUCACCAUCAUUGCAGUCCGGCUCUUCACGCCCACAGCCAUCUAACUCCGGCUCAACAUCUCGUAGCGCUACCUCCCCUCCUACAACUACAACCGCAACCGCAUCCGCCGCCACCGGAUCACAACCCCGCGUAACCAUGGAUUUAAACCCGACUCUGCCCUCUCGAGCCACGCAGCUACAUAUCGAUGAGGCCCGCGUCGCACUCGUAGCCUCCAUGUCAAACAUGCUAGAUUCAGAGCUACAAUCACGGGCCUCGCUACUGCACUCCAACGCGGCGGCGCUGACUAAGCAAGAGAAGGACGUUGCGAAGGGAACCGAGGCGUUACGGAAGGAGAAUGACAAGCUUGAGAAACUGGCCCGCGACACAGAACGCAAGAUUAAGGAGCUAGGCAACGUACAAAAUUGGGCUGAGGUUCUAGAAAGGGACUUCCUAGUUCUAGAGGAGACCAUGCGCUUGGUGAGGGAGGGUAGCGGGAGUGGCGACGAUAGCUGUAGCGAAUGUAGCGGGAGUAGCUGGACCGGGAGCUACAGCGCCGAGGAUAGUAGGGCAGGAAGCCGCCGGGGGAGCGUGACGGGCGAUGCCGACGGCAACAUUAAGAAAGCCGAAGAGAGAGAGUUAAAUGGGCACACGGCCGUUGAUGGUGCGGUUGAUGGUGGAAAGCUGAAGGAGAGAGACGAUAUAAAUGUUACUGUGGAUAAGGCAGUUGCGGAGAGUAUCCUUGAGGCUAUGGCUACAGACUUACGCGAACCACUGAGCUCUUUAACCCUUAACCCAGUUUCGUCGGAGUCGCAGGGGAGCUCGGUCAAGGGUAAGGAACCGGCUGUCAGUGACAGCGGAAUUGAAGUCGAUAAUGCUCACAAGUCCCUCGAACCCCCCGAGCCAGUCCAACCGUCGGAUACCCCUCCAGCAGACACUGUGGAAGAUGUAACCGCGAACAAGGACAUAACCGAUUCCACAACGACGGGAUGACGGGAAGCUAAUCUGCUUAGUACAACGGUUAUGUCAAUAUGAUACAAAGUACGGAGUUAUGGUUUAACGGGACUAGGUUAUACGGACAACCGAUUUAUUCAAAGGGCUUAUUGUUCAUUGUUCAAUGCUCGGUAUAAUUCACACUUCUGUAACGACGAAUGAGAUCUAUAUCAUUAUGAAAAAUGUAUUAUGCUAUCUACACAUAAUAUUAUAUUACUUAAAUACAAU
This is a messenger RNA of Annulohypoxylon maeteangense, 1463 nucleotides long. RefSeq lists its product as uncharacterized. The coding region runs from base 120 to 1235 and encodes 371 amino acids. Gene Ontology annotation, biological process: endosomal transport. The record is from RefSeq and is a predicted model, not a curated record. The transcript has a single exon. NCBI's taxonomy places the organism in Eukaryota, Fungi, Ascomycota, Sordariomycetes, Xylariales, Hypoxylaceae. Gene Ontology annotation, cellular component: BLOC-1 complex.